AGCUGAAACGUGAUACACAUCCGGUCACGUGGCCUGAUACAGCAACAACAACGACAUGUUAACGUCUUAUAGACGUUUAGGCGAAUACAGGAUUUCAUUUCUCUUCACGCAGGCUCUGCAAUCAUGACUGAAUCCAAAAAGAGGUACUACCAGCCAGAGAGCGACCAUGGGAGUGACUCAGGUGAUGAUGACUAUGUUCCUUAUGUCCCCAUAAAGCAGAGGAAAAUGCAGCAGUUGCAGCAGCUGCAGGCACGUUUGGGUCAUGGGACGGUGUCUGUGCCAGAGGAGCCGCAGGAGGAGGAGGGCGAGGUGGCAGGGGUGGAGGAGGACGAGGAGGUAAACCUUGGCCCCAUGUCACACAUCAGCCUCCUAGAUCAGCACAGUGAACUUAAGAAGAAGGCUGAAGCUCGUAAGGAGACAGCCCGGGAAAAACUUCUGAAGGAAGAAGAGAAGAUCUUGGAGAAUGUUGCUCAGAAAAAAGCCCUGAUGGGUGUGGCAGAAUUGGCAAAGGGUAUUCAGUAUGAGGAUCCUAUCAAAACUGGGUGGCGACCCCCUGAUUACAUAAGUGAGAUGUCAGAGGGCAGACAUGAGAGAGUACGGAAGAAGUGGCACAUUCUAGUGGAAGGAGACGAGAUCCCUCCACCGAUCAAAACAUUCAGGGAGAUGAGGUUUCCUAAGCCUAUCCUCAAUGGACUGAAACGGAAGAACAUUGUUCGUCCAACACCCAUUCAAAUCCAGGGUUUGCCAACAGUGCUGUCAGGCCGUGACAUGAUAGGCAUAGCAUUCACGGGAUCAGGAAAGACGUUAGUUUUCACACUUCCGCUGAUCAUGUUCUGCUUGGAGCAGGAAAAGAGGCUGCCUUUCCUCAAGAAUGAGGGGCCCUAUGGUCUUAUCCUCUGUCCAUCGAGGGAACUGGCUCGACAGACAUUUGAUAUCAUUAAGUUUUACUGUAAAUACCUGGAGGAUGAAGGGUUCCCAUCAUUAAGAAUUGCUCUGUGUAUUGGGGGAGUGGCAGUGAAGGACCAGAUAGAUGUUAUCAGACGUGGGGUGCACAUCAUGGUGGCCACUCCAGGGCGGCUAAUGGACAUGCUGGACAAGAAAAUGGUCACUCUGGACGUCUGUAGAUACCUGGUCAUGGACGAGGCUGAUCGCAUGAUUGACCUCGGCUUUGAGGAAGACGUCAGAACCAUAUUCUCCUUCUUCAAGGGUCAGAGACAGACUCUGCUUUUCUCUGCUACUAUGCCAAAGAAGAUUCAGAACUUUGCCCGGAGUGCCCUGGUUAAGCCAGUGACAGUGAACGUUGGGCGGGCAGGUGCAGCCAGCCUUGAUGUCAUACAGGAAGUAGAGUAUGUCAAACAGGAAGCCAAAAUUGUCUAUCUGCUGGAGUGUCUGCAGAAAACAGCCCCCCCUGUGUUGAUCUUUGCUGAGAAGAAGCAGGAUGUUGAUGCUAUUCAUGAGUAUUUACUGCUGAAAGGCGUGGAGGCAGUGGCCAUCCAUGGUGGGAAAGAUCAAGAAGAGAGAUCAAGGGGUGUAGAACAGUUCCGGGCUAAGGAGAAGGACGUCCUGGUGGCCACCGAUGUGGCAUCUAAGGGCCUGGAUUUUCCAGACAUUCAACAUGUGAUCAACUAUGACAUGCCAGAUGACAUAGAGAAUUAUGUUCACAGAAUUGGCAGAACUGGUCGUUGUGGAAAAACAGGUGUUGCUACAACUUUCAUCAAUAAGACUGUGGAUGAGUCGAUACUGCUUGACCUGAAACAUCUCCUUCGAGAAGCAAAACAGAACAUUCCACCCUUCCUGGCUACCCUCCAGUCUGAGAGUGAGAAAUACCUGGAUAUUGGAGGCGAGGUUGGCUGCUCCUACUGUGGUGGUUUGGGUCAUCGUAUUGCUGACUGUCCAAAACUGGAGGCCAUGCAGACCAAGCAGGCUCAAAACAUUGGCAGGAGGGAUUACCUGGCUCACAAUAGUGCAGACUACUGAGUUGUUUUACAGCUGCGUGUUAGGUAUAUUCCAAUCCUAGUGGAGUUGUGUGUGUGAUAAAUCCAUCCUGAUGGCUCUGCAUUUGUGAUAAUUUGUGGGAGUAAUUAAGGCCUUUUCUGGAAUCCACAGCUGGUGAAGUGUUGCAAAUACCACCUCCGUCUUCACCCUGUAUGAAAGCUUAGCCACCAGUGUUGCCUAGCGCAUCGGCAAGGAAAGCUGAGACUAGACUUGGAUGUGGAGUCUUGUUUUCUGAUAUCUAAGCAGGGGAGAAUGGUCAACACUAAGGUACAUACCUUAUGUGAUGUGGACCUCCCAGUUACAGUGUGACUGUGAGGAUAUAUAUCUUGACAUUUGACACACCACUGUAAACUUUGGACACACAGUUAUGAAGAGGUGUCUGAUGAAUACAUUUCUGUGCCCUGUGGCUACUCAUCAUUCAGUAUUAUAGGAGAUAUUACCUAUACACACAGGCUAGUGGUUCAACCAAUCUGUUCAAAAAAUAGAACUUCAAAGAGUAUAUACAUGUGUAUGAACUUGAUGUUUUUGUGAACAACACCCCCAACCCACCCCCCUCCAAAAAAAAAAGCACUAGACCAGAUAUGUACAUGCAUUGAUAAAGUAUCUCAAAAGUUUAGAAUGUAUCCUUUUUAUUUUUGUGAUGUUGCACAACUGAAAUAUUGCAGCGUGAACAAUAUCAUACACAUUAGGAAAACCAAGACGACCAGAUUCAAAGUUCAUUUAUACCAAGCAUGUCAGAAGAAAAUGGCUGUGGCCGUUUAGUUCUGUUUCCACCCUCUUGAAAAAUAGCGAAGUUUUUAGUACGUUUUCUAUUUCAUUAAAGCUCCUUCGGAAACUAAGAGUGUUUUACAUGAUUGGUGAGUGUCAUCCAAAUCAAAUACAACUAUACCACACUAACGAUGAGUAUAUGUGUAUUUCUUGCCCUUCCUGUUUGCAGACUUCACACCAGACAUUGCUCAAUUAACAAUGGCACUUGCACUGGUGUGCCCCUCAUUGUAGUUACAGCAGAUAGUGCACUCCCUUCCCAGUGCACAUGUAUAUUGAUGGCAACUGCUUUGAAAGCGGUAUGGGUGCUUUACGGAAAUGGGAAAGUCUGCAUAGCUUUGUAUAGCCAUUUUGACCGAUCCCAGCC
Liolophura sinensis is the source of this 3127-nucleotide messenger RNA. Its product is annotated as probable ATP-dependent RNA helicase DDX41. Lineage: Eukaryota; Metazoa; Mollusca; Polyplacophora; Chitonida; Chitonidae. The coding region runs from base 124 to 1977 and encodes 617 amino acids. The transcript has 14 exons. Gene Ontology annotation, biological process: mRNA splicing, via spliceosome. Gene Ontology annotation, molecular function: nucleic acid binding; RNA helicase activity; ATP binding. The record is from RefSeq and is a predicted model, not a curated record.